AGCAGAGUGCCUGGAACACUUCCUAACACAGAAUACUGGGGAGAAUGGCAGUCAAGGCUCCAUGGUUGGGAUUCUUGCUUCUGGUUUCCCUCUGGGGACUGUCAACUCCAGCCUUGCUUCUCAGGCGCCUGAGGGAACACAUUCAGAAGUUUCAGGAGAGCUCUAGCCUACACCCAGGCUUUGGACUAGGCCAUGGUCCUGGGGCUGUCCCCAAACAAGGGUGGUUAGAACAGCCACUGGAUCCCUUCAAUGCAUCUGACAGACGAACCUUCCUGCAGCGGUACUGGGUGAAUGAUCAACACAGAACUGGCCAAGAUGUACCAGUAUUUCUGCACAUAGGAGGCGAGGGCAGCCUUGGGCCUGGCUCAGUGAUGGCAGGGCAUCCUGCGGCACUGGCCCCUGCCUGGGGGGCCCUGGUGAUAAGCCUAGAACACAGAUUCUAUGGUUUGAGUAUGCCUGCUGGGGGCCUGGAUCUGGCCCUGCUUCGCUACUUGUCCAGCCGCCAUGCGUUGGCUGACGUGGCUUCCGCUCGCCAGGCGCUCUCCGGCCUCCUCAAUGUGUCUUCUUCCAGCCCUUGGAUCUGCUUCGGAGGCUCCUACGCUGGCUCGCUGGCGACCUGGGCCCGGCUGAAGUUCCCCCACCUAGUCUUUGCCGCCGUCGCCUCCUCAGCACCGCUGAGCGCUGUAGUGGACUUCUCCGCCUAUAACCAGGUGGUGGCCAGAAGCCUGACACAAGUCGCCAUAGGAGGAUCAUUGGAGUGUCUGGCGGCGGCCUCCACCGCCUUCACGGAGGUGGAGCGGCUGCUGCGCGCAGGCCCGGCGGCUCAGGCUGUGCUGAGGGAGGAACUGGGCGCCUGCGGGUCCCUGGACCUUACGGAAGACCAGGCGGAGCUGCUGGGAGCGUUGCAGGCGCUGGUGGGCGGCACCGUGCAGUACGACGGGCAGGCGGGAGCGCCGCUAAGCGUGCGCCAGCUCUGCGGUCUCCUGCUCGGGAAGUGGGGAAACCGCAGCCGCUCCACGCCCUACUUGGGGCUUCGCCGGGCUGUACAGAUAGUCUUGCGCAGCAUGGGACAGAAGUGUUUAAGCUUUUCCCGGGCAGAGACAGUGGCACAGCUGAGCAACACCGAACCGCAAGUGUCUGGUGUGGGGGACCGGCAGUGGUUGUACCAGACAUGCACUGAGUUUGGCUUCUAUGUCACCUGUGAGGGUCUUCAGUGUCCUUUUUCCCAGCUCCCAGCACUGCCCUUCCAGCUAGAGCUGUGUGAACAAGUGUUUGGCCUCUCACCUGCAUCUGUUGCCCAGGCUGUGGCCCAGACAAACUCCUAUUAUGGUGGUCAGAGCCCUGGAGCCACCCAAGUACUGUUUGUUAAUGGAGACACAGAUCCUUGGCAUGUAUUGAGCGUAACACAGGACUUAGGACUGUCUGAGCCAGCCCUUCUAAUUCCUAGUGCUUCCCACUGCUUCGAUAUGGCACCUAUGAGGCCUUCAGACUCUCCCAGCCUCCGCCUGGGACGUCAGAAAAUCUCCCAGCAAUUACAGGAUUGGCUCAAAGAUAUAAAGAAGAGCCAGAGUUGAUGUGGGAUCAAAACCCAGCCCUUUGACAGUCCCAUCACAGGAACUGCAUCCUGGCAUUUUUCUUCACUGUAGAAGAGAAAACAGCUGUUUGGAAGGAGGAAGUUCCUAGACGUGGGACUCAGUGCCUGUUCUGCCUGCUUGUUCUCAAUUUAUCUUCAUUGCCAACUAGAAGUUCUUUGUCACGGAUUAGUAUAAAUGUAGGCAAAUGAUUACUGUCCUUUGUAGGUAGUGAUAUUCUGUAUGGUAAAUGUCAGGGGAAUGUGGCUUUCCAUGCUGGAGCCGCCUUCUCCCAGAUAAGAACCUGGCUUAAAUUCUGUCUCUUCAUUCUUGACUGGCACCUACUGCAUAGAACUCUUCACAUCCUGACUCUGUCUCUCCUGAGUUUUAGUCUGUGGUAGUUGAACUUCAUUGUCAGCCUACCUGAAUUUAGAAUCACAUGGAAACAUAACCCUGGACUGACUGACUACCUUUGAGCACGUUUUCAGUAAAGUUAUACUGAAGAGGAAAGACCCGCCUGAAAUGGUGGUAACACCCAUUACUGAACUCCCAGCUGAAUAAAAGAAAUGGUGAGCACCGGC
Mus musculus (house mouse) is the source of this 2152-nucleotide messenger RNA. RefSeq names its product serine protease 16 (thymus) (gene Prss16). The record is from RefSeq and is marked provisional. Gene Ontology annotation, cellular component: cytoplasmic vesicle; endosome; lysosome. Bases 45 to 1574 code for a protein of 509 amino acids. Gene Ontology annotation, biological process: proteolysis. Gene Ontology annotation, molecular function: serine-type exopeptidase activity. The transcript has 12 exons. Lineage: Eukaryota; Metazoa; Chordata; Mammalia; Rodentia; Muridae.